AUGGCUUCUAAAAGUGUGAAUUUGGCCGUUAUCGGCGCUGGUGUCGUCGGAUCCAGUUUUUUGAAACAAGUGAGCGGAGUUAAGUCCAACAUCUCCUACAAUUUGAUCCUGAUUGCUACCUCCGAUAAUUUCUUAAUCUCGAGGGAUUACAAACCAUUGAGUCUGUCCACCUGGGAGUCGGAUCUCACCAGCAGCAAAGACUCACCACUGCCAUUGGAAGGCAUCUUAGAAUACUUGAAGAAAUCCUCAUCUCCUGUGAUUUUCGUUGACAACACCUCAAACCAAACAAUCGCGGAGUUUUACCCACAACUUGUUCAAAACGGAAUUUCUAUCGCAACACCAAACAAAAAAGGGUUCUCCUCAGAUCUUUCGUUGUGGAACAAAAUUUUCCAAGAAGGCCCUAACGCCGGUCUUGUCUACCACGAAGCCACCGUUGGUGCUGGCUUACCAAUCAUUGGUCCUUUGAGGGACAUGGUUCAAACUGGAGACAAAAUUGUUAAGAUUGAAGGCAUCUUCUCCGGUUCUCUGUCUUUCAUUUUGAAUGAGUUCUCUACGAUUUCUGGUAACGACUCUAAGUUCUCCGACAUUGUGAAGGUCGCCAAAAACCUAGGCUACACCGAACCUGAUCCAAGAGAUGACUUGAACGGUUUGGAUGUUGCAAGAAAAGUCACUAUUUUGGCGCGUAUUGCAGGUUUUAAAGUCGAGUCACCAUCGUCCUUCCCUGUGAAAUCAUUGAUUCCAAAGCCUCUGGAAUCUGUUGCUUCAGGGAAAGAAUACCUAGAGAAGCUGCCUGCUUACGACCACGAAAUGGAUGAGCUGAAGAAGGAGGCUGCGGCCGAAAACAAGGUUCUUAGAUUUGUUGGUAAGGUUGAUUUCCCUAACAACACUGUUUCUGUGGCCAUGGAGAAGUAUGAUUUCUCCCAUCCAUUUGCUUCCCUGAAGGGCUCUGAUAACGUUAUCUCCAUCCAAACUGAGCGUUACACCCAACCAGUUAUUGUCCAGGGUGCUGGUGCUGGCUCUGAGGUUACUGCGGCCGGUGUAUUGGCCGACGUUUUCAGAAUUGCGGAACGGAUUUAA
Lachancea thermotolerans CBS 6340 is the source of this 1077-nucleotide messenger RNA. RefSeq names its product homoserine dehydrogenase (gene HOM6). Lineage: Eukaryota; Fungi; Ascomycota; Saccharomycetes; Saccharomycetales; Saccharomycetaceae. The record is from RefSeq and is a predicted model, not a curated record. Bases 1 to 1077 code for a protein of 358 amino acids. The transcript is spliced from 2 exons. Gene Ontology annotation, molecular function: homoserine dehydrogenase activity; aspartate kinase activity; NADP binding. Gene Ontology annotation, biological process: L-homoserine biosynthetic process; aspartate family amino acid biosynthetic process.